Messenger RNA from Heterostelium album PN500, 2457 nucleotides. RefSeq names its product PA14 domain-containing protein (gene psiB). Gene Ontology annotation, cellular component: extracellular region. The transcript has 6 exons. NCBI's taxonomy places the organism in Eukaryota, Evosea, Eumycetozoa, Acytosteliales, Acytosteliaceae. The coding region runs from base 1 to 2457 and encodes 818 amino acids. The record is from RefSeq and is a predicted model, not a curated record.
AUGAAUAUCCUAUAUGUUUUAUUACUUUCAAUAUUUAUUUCAGUGAUUUAUUCACAAAACCCAUCAACUUUGACCUUCACCGUUCAAGUUUAUGAUCAAUUCCCACAAUACAAUAACAAUUUUGAAACCAACUGUAAUGGUGGUGUCAUCCCAGGAAUGAUCAAGCCAAACUUGAAUGUUACCUCUCGUGUUCCAGAAUUGGUUUCAUUGGUUGCCACUGAUGCCAAAAACGCCCAAGGUUGCAUGAAGAAUCCAGCCUUGUUCAAAUAUUUCUUUGCUCCACAACAAAAUGCUGCUCUUCCAGGUUUGAACUCCCCACUCAACUUGGACUUGGUAUUUACCUAUGAUACUGCCAGACAAAUCUAUGUCUACAACAACCAAAAUUUCUUCCCAAUUGAUGGAAAAGGAUUUGAUGUUGAUCCAGCCAAGAGAAUUUACAAUAACAAUGGUGUCUAUCACAACUACCAUUUCUGUAUGAGAAUGAGCACUCUUUUCACCUACAAAGGAUUUGAAGUAUUCAACUUUGUUGGUGAUGAUGAUGUUUGGGUAUUCAUUAACAAUAAAUUGGCUAUUGACCUUGGUGGUGUUCACACUCCAGCUGCAGGUUCAGUCGACACCAGAACUCUUGGUUUGACUAUUGGACAAAACUAUAACUUUGAUUUGUUCUUCUGUGAGCGUCAAAGAGUCGGAAGUACCAUUAAGAUCGAAACCAACUUGUUGUUUGUUUGUCCAUGGAAAGAUUUCUGUGGUGUCUGCCAAGGUGAUGGUAGCUCAUGUUGUAAUCCAUUGACCACCUGUAACGAUAACAAUGCCUGUACUAUCGAUACCUGUCCAGCACCAAAUGCCACCAUCGUUGGUCCAAUCGCCAACAACUGUGGUCACAAAGCCAAGACCGAUCCAAAUCCAGUCGAUAUCUGUAUCAACCGUGUCUGUAACCCAGCCACCGGUAACUUUGACCCAACUCCAGUUCAAUGCUUGAACAGAACAAACGAGUGUUUGAACACUCUUGGUUGCAACUCCACCGUUGGAUGUCAAUACCGUCAGUUCUGUAACGAUAACAUCUGUAACGUCAAGGACCAAUGUGCCAACGGUAAAUGUGUUCCAGUCACCUGUACCGAUAGAUCCAAUGAAUGUUUGGCUAGCUUGGGUUGUGACUCCACCAAGGGAUGUCAAUACGAAUCAACCUGUAACAAGGACAUCUGUAACGUCAAGGACCAAUGUGCCAACGGUAAAUGUGUCCCAGUUCAAUGUGCCGACAGAUCCAAUGAAUGUUUAGCCAGUUUGGGAUGUAACUCCACCACUGGAUGUCAAUACGAAUCAACCUGUAACGAUAACAUCUGUAACGUUAAGGACCAAUGUUCCAACGGUACCUGUGUUCCAGUCACAUGUCCAGACAGAUCCGACGAAUGCUUAGUCAGUUUGGGUUGCGACUCCACCAAGGGAUGCCAAUACGAACCAGCCUGUAACUCUGACAUCUGUAACGUUAAGGACCAAUGCUCAAAUGGUACCUGUGUUCCAGUCACCUGUGCCGACAGAUCCAAUGAAUGUUUGGUCAGUUUGGGUUGCAAUUCCGCAACUGGAUGUCAAUACGAAUCAACCUGUAACGACGAUAUCUGUAACGUUAAGGACCAAUGCGCCAACGGUACCUGUGUUCCAGUCCAAUGUGCCGACAGAUCCGACGAAUGUUUGGUCAGUUUGGGAUGUAACUCCACUACCGGAUGUCAAUACGAGUCAUCAUGUAACAACGACAUUUGUUUCGUUCGUGAUCAAUGCGCCAACGGUACCUGUGUUCCAGUUCAAUGCCCAGAUAGAUCCGACGAAUGUUUGGUCAGCUUGGGUUGUGACUCCACCAAGGGAUGCCAAUACGAAUCAGUCUGCAACAGCGACAUCUGUAAUGCACGUGACCAAUGUUCCAACGGUACCUGUGUCCCACUUCAAUGUGCCGACAGAUCCGACGAAUGUUUGAUCAGCUUGGGUUGCAACUCCACCACUGGAUGCCAAUACCAAUCGACCUGUAACGACAAUGUUUGCAACGUCCAAAACCAAUGCGCCAACGGAACCUGUAUUCCAAAGUCCGCUGAAGACUGUGCCAUCGAAUUGGAUGGUUUCGUCAACCCAUGCAAGAUCUACUCGUGCGAUGCCAGCGGAAAUGGUUGCAAGUCCGAAGACAAAUGCAAGCCAAGCACCAACCCAUGUAUCUUGACAUCAUGCAAUGCCACCAGCGGUGAGUGUUUCAACACCGAAAUCCCAGGUGACAUCUGUGACUGUGGUUGUGGUGAGAUUCCAAACAAAUGUAUGAAGUCAUUCUGUACCAAGGAUGGUGUCUGUCAACCAAAAUUCAGAGAUGAAAUCAACGACAACAAUUUCUGUACCCUCGAUGUCUGUGACCCAUGCACCGGUACCAUCACCCACACCCCAGCUCCACAAUGCUUAAGCUGUCAACAAUGUUCAGCUUAA